CCCCCCCCCCCUCCAGCUCCCAGGCUAAGCCCGAAUCCCGAGCAGCCCCCCUACAGAUGCUGAAGAACAUCGUGAGCCAGUCGUGGAGGAGAGGGGCUUGCGCUCUUCAAGAAGGGAAUCAUGCUGGGGCACUCCAUGCUUGCUGGAGGCAAUUUCACAGCGGGCAGAUGUUAAGAUCUUCCAGGAGCUUCUUUGGUGUGGAGGACUUCAUGGAUGAAGACAACAGCAGACCGUACACAUACAAGAAGGAGAAGAGAUCAAAGAACCCGCACAAGCACAUCUCCUUCAAGCAGCGCACCAUCGCCUACAUGGAGCCCUUCACACUCGACGUCUUCAUCUCCAAGCGCUUCGUCUCGGCGUCCCUCACCCACCGCACGACAUGCAGGCAGGUCGCGGUGGCAGGGACCAACUCGAAGGACAUCAAGGCGGCCCUCCAGUCGAGGUCAGACAUACCGGCCUGCCUUGCCGUGGGUCGCUUCCUGGCAGAGAGGGCCAAGGAGGCUGAUGUCUACACCUGCACAUACACGCCGAGGGAGCGGGACAAGUUUGAGGGGAAGAUAAGGGCGGUUGUUCAGUCGCUGAUUGACAAUGGGAUCAAUGUGAAAGUUUACCUCGAUUGAGUUCCCUGCUGUAUGAGAAUGUCUGCAGGACCUUCAAAAGAUUGAUGUAUUACUACUACUACAUGCUGAUAUCUGUUCUGAAAAAUGAAAAUCAUCAUCAGUUCAUCACCAUCAUCAUAACAGCUGUGCUCUCAUGUUGUGUUUUGCCACUUUCCUGGGCUUUGGCUGAUCUUGAUCAGCAGCUGCUGUGAUUCUGGGAUAGAUUUGUUUGUGUGACAGUGGAGUCAGGCCCAAAUUGG
This is a messenger RNA of Oryza brachyantha (malo sina), 859 nucleotides long. RefSeq lists its product as uncharacterized. NCBI's taxonomy places the organism in Eukaryota, Viridiplantae, Streptophyta, Magnoliopsida, Poales, Poaceae. Gene Ontology annotation, cellular component: ribosome. Gene Ontology annotation, molecular function: structural constituent of ribosome; 5S rRNA binding. Gene Ontology annotation, biological process: translation. The coding region runs from base 57 to 620 and encodes 187 amino acids. The transcript has 2 exons. The record is from RefSeq and is a predicted model, not a curated record.